Molecule: messenger RNA, 475 nt
Organism: Bactrocera oleae (olive fruit fly)
Lineage: Eukaryota; Metazoa; Arthropoda; Insecta; Diptera; Tephritidae
Product: larval cuticle protein 9
Source: RefSeq, a predicted model, not a curated record
CUUCGGCAUCAGUCACAAAUAUAGCAAUAGAAAAUAUGAAAUUCCUUAUUGUAUUCGCCUGCAUGUUGGCCAUCGCUUUCGCCAACGAGGAAGCCAAUGUUCUGAGGAGCGAGCAAGAAGUUGAACCCGAUCGCUUCCACUACGUACUUGAACUCGACAAUGGCGUGAGCCUACAACAGCAAGGUCGUUUGGAGGGUGAUGACGUCUGGAAGGUGGAUGGCUCUUUCCGAUUCAUCUCGCCGGAAGGUGAAGAAGUUGGCUGGACUUAUAACGCUGAUGAUACUGGUUUCCAUCCCGAUCCAAACAGCAAGUGGAUUCAUCCUAUCCCAGAACACAUCAUCAAGUCUAUUGAAUACAUUAAGAAUCAUCCAAGUCAGGAAUAAAGUGUUCACACGUAAAAAAUUAAUUACGCUUUAAUUUAAGUUUCAAUUUGUUUGCUAAUAAAAAUAUAUGGACGAAUGUGAUAUUAGCUCAA